Molecule: messenger RNA, 3282 nt
Organism: Chara braunii
Lineage: Eukaryota; Viridiplantae; Streptophyta; Charophyceae; Charales; Characeae
Source: the annotation of a GenBank genome assembly
CCUCCCUCCACUUCUACAACUCCCUCUUCUUCUCCUUCUUCUUCUUCUUCUCCAUCUUCUCUUCUUCUUCUUCUUCUCUCCAUCUUUUUCUUCUUCUUCUUCUUUCCAUCUUCUUCUUUCCAUCUUCUUCUUCUUCUUCUUCUUCUUCUUCUUCUCUCCAUCUUCUCCUUCUCUUCUUCUUCCCCAUCUUCUCUCCAUCCUCUUCUUCCUCAUCUCCAUCUUCUCUCCAUCACCCACCUCCAAUUUUUUUUUAUUUUUUUUUUCCGAAAAUUCAUCGAGCAGCGGGCACUCACCUCCCUCCACUUCUACUACUCCCUCUUCUUCGUCCAAAUCAACCAUCCACCUUCGGUGCGACGACCAUGGCGGGCAAUCGAGUACCGUUCGUGCCUGAGACUGGUGCAGAAAGAGAAAGGACGCUCAGCCAGUCGCAACUUUGGAAAUGGGCGGACAGAGGCCAGAAGGUGACGAUCGACACAUCACACAGCUCGUGGAGGUUGCGUUGCAGGCUCUGCAACAAAGAGUUCGUCGGCAUGCUGUCCAAAGUCGUGAAACACCACACAGAACCGUCGGUCAAUGCCCGCUGUCCACGUCGGAGUAACCACCCGAAAGUGGCAUUGGUCCCCGCGUCACUGGCGAAAUUGAACGACUACUACAAGGAACAGGGUCGUCCGCCGAUUGUUGUGGAUGCGCAGGAUCUUGCUCCCGGUGAUGUGGCUUGUGCAUCGGGGGAGGCCGGUACGUCCUCGGCAGGGGCAGACGGAGGGCGGGACACGGGUUCAACGGCGGGAGAAGGCAGUGCUAUGGGUUUCGAUUCGACAUCCGUUGCUGACAGGGGUGCUCCGGAUUCCAGGGGGCCUGACAUCCCGGAAGAGAUCGUUGAGCACCUGCGGGGUCCUGUUCUGGAUGCAGCUCGCCCACCACGACCUCCAUUGGGUGCACAGCAGUCGUCCAUGAAGAAUUUCGUAGUGGAUGAGCUGCAGAGGGAGUUCGACCAGGCGGUUGCUUCCUUCUUCUUUGAGAAUGCCAUCGCCUUCAACGCCGCGCGCUCGGACUCGUAUAAGAACAUGGAAAGGAUCAUGAACGUGGCUGCGAGAUCGAGGAAGAUGCUACGGAUGCCAGGAUACAAUUACCUGAGGAUGAAGGCCCUGCCCGCGGAAUACAAAGACGUGGACAAGGAUCUUGACAACAUUCGUGAGCCAUGGGAUGUCACGGGCCUCACCUUGAUGACGGACGACACAACAACGACCAGCAACAGGUCGGUCAUUAACUGCAUUGCAGCCGGUGAUUCGGGGGCUGUUAUGGUGUGUAGUGUGGACAUGGAGGGGAAGGAUAAGUCAGCUCCGACUUUGGCAAGGAUGUGGGUGGAGGUGAUACGAGAGCUGUGGGUGCACAGGGUGAACGCGAUCUGCACGAACUCGGCACAGGUCAACAUUUUCGCGAAGAAGAUAUUGGAAAAGCAUGACGACCCUACGAUCAGGAGCAUUCCAUGGGUGUCGUGCGCAUGCCACGUGUGCAACCUUCUCAUGUGUGACAUUGCUUCGGUGCCAUGGAUCGGAGAGGUGAUUCUGCAAGGCAGGGAGAUCACAACCUUCAUCAAGAGACAUCAGUGGGCGUUGGCCAUGUUCCGUAAGAGCAGGAGAGAGUACAGGACACAGUUGGACAUCAAAGAUGGGAGGCCGUUGGCGUUGAUUCAGCCAGGAGAGACUAGAUUCGGCACAAACUUCCUCAUGCUGCAGCGACUUCGAGAGUGUGAGCCAGUGUUGCUGUCGACUGUUUCAAACCCGCGGUGGGAUAACUCUCCAUGGGACAGGGCAGCAGCGACAAGGGCGCAGACGUGCAAGGAGCUCAUAAGAGACCCGGCUUGGUGGUCGACCGUCGACCGGGCAUGCACCGUGCUUGAGCCAGUGUAUGCCCUUAUGAAGAACAUGGACAAAGAUGGGAGGAUGGGUAUGCAGGUGUGGUCUUUGGGGAUCACGUUGGAGAAGAGAAUGGCCGCGACACCGAUGGACAGCGAGACAAGGGGCAUCGUGAUGAGGAAGGUCAAAGACCAUGUGCGAAUGAUGGCCCUGCCUGUGCAUGUGGCGGCAUGGAUGUUGCACCCGCUACACAGAUCGCCUCGACUCUUCGACGACUUGGCAUCCGAAGAGAUUGCGAACACUUUGACUCACUUCACUUCGGUUCAUGCGAAGACCUCGAAGGAGUACAAAGAGUGCUGGAACUCCCUGAAGAGUUUUCAUCACAUGGAUCCAGAGUGGAUUGGCCCGAACUCCGAGGAGGCUUUGACGGGCGGUCACGUGUCCAUGGCGCAAUGGUGGUUGAUGUACGGGAAAAGGCACCCAACCCUAACGAAGAUUGCCGUCAAAGUGUUGAGCGUGUGGACCACUGCCUCUCCAUGUGAGAGGAAUUGGUCCACGUUCGAUCUCGUCCACCCCAAGAGGAGGAAUCUCUUGAGCCCGGAGAACUUGGAGAUGCUCGUCUUCAUCCACUGGAACAAGAAGCUAUUGCGCAUGUCGAAGGCGAAGAUGGGAUUCGUGAACACUGAGCGGCUGGAGUGGGAGACACCCGAGGACGAGGCACCAUUCAAUGGCUUCAUGCGAGAAGGGGAGUACGACCCCGCGGAGGUGCGUAGGAGGGCGGCCAACUGGUCGAAAUCUCGUGGGCGCAGAUCGAGAACCACGCAAUUCGACGUGCGGGAGAUUCAGGAGGAGAGGGAGGACGACGGGACAUGGCUACUUGAUGUUUCGUACCGCCCUCGCAGAAUCGCGGACGAUGAGCGUCGGAAGACUGUCGUCGCUGAUCACGACGAGGAGGACGACGGCCACGACAACGACGGAGUUGCAGUGGAGGAGACGGCCGCAUGCCGGGGGAUGACAGACGGGGGAUCGGGGGAUGCUCACGUUGAUAGUGCUGCCGUGAGGGUCGUUCGAGACUUUGGUGUGUUUGUGGACGCUCCCGUUCCCGGUCAUGCAGAACACGAGGGCAGACACAUCAAUGCGGGCAAGGAUGACGAGCUUCAUGACACAGCGGAGGACAGCCAGUCUGCCGGUGGAAAUGCAUUCUCCACUCCGGGCCCUGGGUUGCCGCUGGGGGAGGGAUUCGCCUCCCUGUUGCACCACGUCGCACCAAUUGUUGCAAGAGGCUCGAAGACGGACUUCGAGAAACAUCUGGCUGCUAUGUCCCCCAUGAGGAGCGAUUCGGGGGGGGCAGACUCCUGAUUGGGCCAGAUUCACAGGAUCGACUCCUCCUGCUUUGCUGUUGAGUGAGGACAUUCUCACAGACGCC